GAGUUUACCCAGCACUAUCACAAUUUGAUUGUCAUCAUUCAACAACGCCGAACAACUAAAAGAUUUGCAAAAUGUUUCGCAAUCAAUAUGAUAGUGAUGUCACAGUAUGGAGUCCACAGGGUCGCCUGCAUCAGGUGGAAUACGCCAUAGCCGCUGUUAAGCUGGGCACCGCAACGGUCGGCUUAAAAAACAAUGAUUAUGCAGUUCUCGUUGCGCUCUGCAAACCACCAUCGGAGCUAUCUGCUUCUCAGCGCAAAAUAAUUGCAAUUGAUGAGCAUUUGGGUAUAUCGAUUGCUGGCAUUACGGCCGAUGCGCGUGUGCUCAGCAAAUAUCUGAGGUCCGAGUGCUUGAGCUAUAAGCAUUCCUAUGGUUCAACUUAUCCCGUGCCGCGUCUCAUCACCACUCUUGGCAAUAAAAUGCAGACGACAACUCAACGCUACGAUCGCCGUCCAUAUGGUGUCGGUUUACUGCUGGCCGGUUACGAUGAGAAGGGACCGCACAUCUAUAAAGUGGAACCAUCCGCGAAUUAUUUCAACUGCAAGGCAAUGACCAUUGGAUCACGAUCACAGAGUGCUCGCACAUAUCUGGAACGUCAUUUGGCCACAUUUAACACAUGCACCAAGGACGACAUCAUUUGCCAUGGCAUUCAUGCCAUACGCAGCACACUGCCCAAUGAUGAGCUAAGCAAAGAUGACGGUGCAUCUCAGUUGAUGAUUACUGUUGCCAUUGUUGGCAAAGAUCAGCCCUUCAAGGUGCUCACUGAUGAGGAGAAUCUGUUUUAUCUGGACAUGGCCAAGAAGCGCGGCGCAACAAUGUUAUCGAAAUCUGGUCGGAAUGAUGAUGAUGAUGAUACUCCACCACCCAUUGCCGAAGACAAGCCUGAACCAGCAGGUCCGCGUGAUCCUCAAGUGGCAGUCGCUACCAUGGAACGUCCUUAAUAAAUCAUCCCCAUUUACUAUUUCGAUGUUUUAAUAAAGGUGUCUGAAAUAUUCUA
Messenger RNA from Drosophila grimshawi, 994 nucleotides. RefSeq names its product proteasome subunit alpha type-1 (gene Prosalpha6). Gene Ontology annotation, cellular component: nucleus; proteasome core complex, alpha-subunit complex; proteasome core complex. The coding region runs from base 72 to 938 and encodes 288 amino acids. Gene Ontology annotation, biological process: ubiquitin-dependent protein catabolic process. Lineage: Eukaryota; Metazoa; Arthropoda; Insecta; Diptera; Drosophilidae. The transcript is spliced from 3 exons. The record is from RefSeq and is a predicted model, not a curated record.